This is a messenger RNA of Bombyx mori (domestic silkworm), 11694 nucleotides long. It is a transcript of the gene shg, whose product is annotated as 1-cadherin. Gene Ontology annotation, molecular function: cadherin binding; calcium ion binding. Gene Ontology annotation, cellular component: adherens junction; plasma membrane; catenin complex. Bases 528 to 5000 code for a protein of 1490 amino acids. The record is from RefSeq and is a predicted model, not a curated record. Gene Ontology annotation, biological process: multicellular organism development; adherens junction organization; homophilic cell-cell adhesion. Lineage: Eukaryota; Metazoa; Arthropoda; Insecta; Lepidoptera; Bombycidae. The transcript has 24 exons.
AGUCGAGUGUGAACACAGAAACGGAUGGCGCAUGCUCCAAGCGUCUGAUACAACGGCCCGCCGAAACACGCUUUGCAACUUGUUGAUUGUUCGCUCACUUCACAUCAGUCUGCCGCGAACGAUGCGACGGGUGGUCGUGUCUCGCGUCACGCCCGAUCUCGCUCUGAACUUCGAAAUUAUUCUACGAAAUAAUAUGAAGUUUUCAAACAUAAAAUUGGGCAGAACUACCGUUUCCUUCGCAUCUAUUAGUGUUUAAUUCAUGUAAAACAUUGAGAAACGAAUAGUUUUAAGUCACUUGAAACUUAAUAGGCUUACUCGUUUACCUGCAUAGGUACUUCGUCCCACGAGCGAGUUGGUUGGUUACCUACCUUAUCGGAUAAACGAACAUUUUUUCAAAUGGAUGUGCGUUUGAGUUCUGUGAUAGUGUGCGUGUAUAGUGUGAUUACGAGACUCUGUGAGAGCGUCUUCAGAGUUGGUGACAAGUUUUUGCUAUAGUGACGUGAUAGAAAUUAUUAAUUGUAAGAAACAUGCACACGCGCAAGAGUGAGAUGGGCUUGCUUACAGCUCUACUGCUGUACUCUCUGACGGUGACGGCCGCACAGUAUACAAAAGUACGUGAUUACAAACACCACGUGACCAGAUUAAGGCAUUCAAGACACCUAGAGGGCUACAUGCCAAUACACACAGCCUACGUACCAGCCUCAUCACCCAAGCUGGCCGUAAAGGACAACCACAAGCCACUGUUCACAAACUGCUUGAACUACAGGCCCACGGUAAAAGAAGAGGCACCUGUGGGCACAUUCGUAUUCCAGGUACAUGCCGAAGAUCGCGAUCCGCCGGAAAUGGGCGGAACUGUCACGUACAAAUUCGUCUCCACUCCCGGUGAAAAGGAAAGAUUUCACGUCGAUCCCGCAAGUGGGAAUAUCACCACAGCGGACAUUUUUGAUCACGACGAGCCGUCCAGAGAGAAAGAAGCAUAUAUCACAGUGAGAGCGAGUGACAACGGCCAACCUCAACUUGACGAUGCGUGCACGAUUAAAAUCAUCAUUGAGGACAUUAAUGACAAUCCGCCUGUUUUCGAUAAAGUUUCGUAUUCGGAGUCAGUCCCUCAAGAUCUGCCGAGCGGAAGAGAGGUGAUGAGGAUAUCAGCAACAGAUAUAGACGAUGGAAACAAUUCAAUAGUGAAUUAUAAAUUAGACCCCAAUUCUCCGGAUGGAGCAUAUUUUAUUAUUGAUCCAGACAAUGGAGUCAUAUUUUUAAAUAAGACAAUUGAUAAACCGCCCGGGUAUAAAUUUAAACUGAGCGCUAUAGUCACAGACAAAGGCGUUGAGCAACAACAAAGUUCCAUAAGUUUAGACAUACAAGUUGUCGAAUCCAACAAGAAGAGCCCAUCAUUCAUAGAAGUUCCAGACGGACCCAUCAGAUUAAAAGAAAAUUACGCAGAUUUCAACACACCAAUAGCUACAAUAAGGGCGGUUUCCAACAUACCGGAUGAGAACAAGCUGCAGUUCGAAUUAGUUCAAGGCCAAACAGAACAAACGAAUAAAUGGCAUACAUUCGUUCUGGAACCCGAAGCCGAUACAGCUUACGUUAAAUUAGGGAAUCACUUGGACUAUGAGAAGAUAACUGAUUACACCCUCACUGUAAGAAUACAGAAUAAUUAUAAAUUAGCAGCCGAAACAAUAAUCCAGAUCGAAGUGGAAGAUGUCAACGACAACAUACCAAUAUUCAGCGAAAUCCGUUCCGGUAGUGUAUUAGAAAACGAGAAUCCUGGCACGCCUGUGAUGCAGGUCCGAGCAUUCGACGCAGAUGGGACCGCAGCCAACAACCAAGUCACUUACGAACUGGGAGACCCCUCAGACCCUUUCGCUAUAGACAGCAUCACCGGGAACAUCACAACCUUAAAGAUGUUUGAUCGGGAAGAACGAAGCUUUUACAAUAUUAAGAUCAUAGCCACCGAUAAUUCUGAAUCAGCCCUUAUACCGGGGAAACACAAUGCAGGACAGCAAGUUUUCUUGAUCGAGAUCGCUGAUAAGAAUGACAAUCCACCACAUUUCACGCAGCAAACGUAUGUUGCGGAGUCGAUUGCUGAGAAUGCAAAUAUUAAUGAACUCGUCACUGUGGUGAACGCUAGAGACAUUGAUACAGCUUCCAUAGUAUCUUACAGCAUCGUAGCGGGAAACACUUACGACGCCUUCUUGAUAAGAAAUUUCACAGGCGAAAUCAGAGUGAACAACGAAUUGGAUUACGAAAAUAUAACGAGCUAUAGACUCGAUGUUCGAGCCUGCGACGGCAUAUACGAAGACAAUGCUGUCGUCAUUAUAAACAUUGAGAAUUUGAACGACAAUCCUCCAGUUUUUGUUACAAAUUACACGAAAACCAUUGAGGAGGAACGGCUUUACGAAGGGUGUAUAGUUAAGGUUGAAGCCUACGACCCAGAUAUAAAAGAUAGAAACGCUCCACAAAACAUAAUCUAUUCCCUUGUGAAGCACGAACAGAAGGAAUUCUUGCAAAUUGACAAUGACGGCUGCCUACGUUUGACCAAACCACUGGACCGGGACCAACCCUCAGGAUUCACCAGAUGGCAGUUCUUGAUUAUGGCUGCUGACCACGGAGGCCGAUUAGGCUCCGACAGUUUGAGGUCCACAACUGAAGUCAUCUUGGAACUGACCGAUAUAAACGAUAACGCGCCUUUCCUGACGAAUACUCAGCCGGUCAUUUGGUACGAGAAUGAGCCACCAGGCCAGGUUGUGGUGCUGACUGCGAAAGAUUACGACUCCAACGAGAAUGGCCCGCCAUUCACAUUCGCUUUGAACGAAUCUGCGUCUUUUGACAUCCGAUCCAAAUUCCAAAUACAAGGGAACAUCCUUUCUACAUUAGUAUCCUUUGAUAGAGAGCAAAGAAAAGAAUACAAGAUACCUGUAGCUAUAACCGACUCUGGCACUCCGAGGUUGACGGGUGUUUCGGUGCUACAUGUCGUCAUAGGUGACAGGAAUGAUAAUCCAAUGGGACCAGGCCAUAGUGACAUCUUCGUUUAUAACUAUAAGGGCGAGGCACCAGACACGGAGAUUGGUAGGGUGUUUGUCGACGACCCCGACGACUGGGAUCUACCGGACAAGAGAUUCAUGUGGCUGCCUUCAUACGAGCAGAGGAGCCCGUACUUCGACGUCCACAGCAACACGGGCAUGAUAACAAUGAAAGAGGGAACCCCUAACGGCACCUAUUUGUUGAGAUUCAAUGUAACAGAGGAGAACGAACCCAUAGUCGCCUUCCAUUGGGUCGAGGCUACAGUCAAUGUGACGAUCAAGGAAAUACCAGAAGAAGCCGUCGACAAAUCUGGGUCAAUUCGUUUCGUUAACGUCACCGCUGAAGACUUCAUCAUACCUGAGGAGGAUGGUACCAGUAAAAAGGAUAAGCUCCAUCGUCGUCUAGCCCAGCUGUACAACACUUCCUUGGACAACGUAGACGUCUUCACGGUAUUCAGCAAGCCGACUGUGAAAGACAUGUUUUUGGAUGUGAGGUUCUCGGCUCACGGCUCGCCUUACUACUCACCAGAGAAACUUGACAGCAUGGCGGUUGGGAUACAGGAGAAGCUGGAAGAAGAACUCCAAUCAAGAAUAUACAUGGUGCACAUCGAUGAGUGUCUGAUUGAGAAGGAGCAAUGCGAGGACUCAUGCCGUAAUGUGCUCAUAAAGAAUAACGUACCGCUUUCCGUGUAUACCAACACAACUAGCUUCGUAGGAGUCUCCGCGAGGGUCGAAUCCGAGUGCACGUGUGAUGUACAGGAGCCACUGAUUUGCUUAAACGGAGGUACAGCUUUUGCGGACAAGUGCGAGUGCCCCGAAGGUCUGAACGGACCUCAUUGUGAGCAGACAUCGAUCGGUUUCCAUGGCGACGGGUGGGCCAUGUAUGCACCGCCUCCCGCGUGCCACGAGGGCAGGGUCACCCUGACCGUGACCUCACAUUCCAAAAAUAGUCUUGUCUUUUACAUGGGGCCUCUGAAGCACAAUCCGUUGUUGAACGUUCAAGACUUCAUGUCUUUGGAGCUGAAGGAUGGUCAUCUGCUGCUGCUCGUGAACUACGGCUCGGGUAUAACGCGACUAAACAACACUGUCGUGGAGGUGGCCGACGGAAAACCUCAUUUAAUAGAAAUAGUGCUCACAAGGAACUCGAUCGAGAUGUUUGUGGAUCGUUGCAAACUGUCCACCUGUAUGAGUCUGUCGGCUCCUAUAAGGCCCAACGAAAUACUUAAUGUCAACGGUCCCUUACAACUCGGCGGGGCUAGCAUCGAUCUGGAAGCUUUGGCUCAAUCGUUCGGCUGGUCCAUGGUCCCGACUAACCAGAACUUCAUCGGAUGCAUAAGCAAUUUCACGUACAAUGAUUUUAUGUACAAUCUUGGCCAGCCGUCUAUGCACAAGAACGCCGAUCCAAGCUGUCAGAGAAGCAUGUUCACAGCCGUUACGUUCGGAAUAGAUGCCAACUUCCUAGUAGCCAUAUUGGUGUGCAUCGCGAUUUUAGUCAUUUUGCUGUUAGCGGUAGUGGUACACCGGCGUCGCGCCGACGCGUGGGCGGAGAAAGAGCUGGACGAUAUAAGGGAGAACAUCAUCGCCUACGAAGACGAGGGCGGUGGCGAAGGAGACGCCGGAUACGACCUCCAUGUCCUUAGACAAAUGUACGACGGACCGCCUCCAGAUACCGGCGCUUACCAACAAAGAAGGCUACUAUUAGAGACGACACCGGACAUAUCAGGGUUCCUGGACGAUAAGAAGUCGGUGUUGGAUCGCGAUCCGGACAUCAUUCCUUACGAUGACGUCAGACACUACGCGUACGAAGGCGACGGGAACACCAGCGGGUCCUUGUCUUCGUUGGCCAGCUGUACCGACGACGAAGAUCUGAAAUUCAACUACCUAUCGACAUUCGGUCCUCGAUUCCGCAAGCUGGCCGACAUGUACGGCGACUCCGACGACGAGAGACAACCGCACGAGGAGUCGUGGUGCUAGCGCCACGCUUGGCUCGUGUAGCCAGACAAACAUCACCCCUAUGUGACUUGGAUUUAAGGGCGAAAACGCCCAGUGUCAGUACUUGGUGGACGCGAAAACGCGACUAAAUUGCGAUUUAAUGCCAAGCUUCAAGAUGCCUUACCGCUCAACCGCGUUUCGAUUUCGACGGGUCGUGUUCCUCGUCGAUGCUCGUGUGACAUUAUGGACCCCACCGUUUGAAUUUUUGAAUAGGAAUUGUUUAAAGGGCCUGUGAUAGUUGUUCAAAUGAUUUUAAACAUUCGUGGUUCGCUUUAAGCCACUGAUGCAUUCCGUGUAGUCAGUCUCCCUCGUUUUGUUUCUUUUUCGUAAAUAACCGCAUUGAACUGUGCGCUUUAGUGACGUUGUGAGUGUUUGAAAUGUUCCGUGCGCGACAUGAACUUGUCCAAUAAUUCGAGAGUCUUCUCUCUAAUUUAGACCAUAAAUCAGACGUAAAAUUUCUCGUGUGAACUAUUUAUAGAUAUUUGUCACAUUAAUUAAUUAUGAACACAAGGCAAAUUUAAAAAAAAUGAGUCAGUUAACGCAUUUACUGAGAUUUUUGUCUUGAGUUAAAUUUUGAGGGUAGGCGAAAAAAAAAACAUUAAUUAAUGCGAGAACUAUCUAUGAAAGGAUAAGUAAAUAAAUAUCUGAUGUACUUAGUUGAGUUUAUGUGCUUUUUUUUUUAAAUAUAUAAUAUUUUGAAAAUCAUUCUGCUACCCGUCCAAAAUUAUAUUUUGGCCUAAACGUUUGAGUAAUAUGUAUGGGAUGAUAAGUUUGUACAUUUUACGUGUGACUGAGAAUGAUUUGCAAAUUAUAAAUCAGAAGAAAUUUGUUAAGGAACUUGCAUUUUUUACUAUGGACUUUUUUAAGGGUUGAAUUGACACUGUCGAACAUGGAUUGUUCACGGCCCUCGAUAAACUUUGAUCCGAUUUAGUAUUACUAUACCUAAUACGUGUGUGGUGUAUGAUUAGGAAUUAGAUUGACGAAGCUUUUACUGGUGGUAGGGCGUCUUGUGAGUCCGCACGGAUAGGCACCACUGCCCUAUGUAUUUCUACCAAGCAAUGGGUUUCGGUUUGACAGAUGAGGCUCUCGUAAAAACCCAGACUUAAGUUUCAAAGUGGAUGGUGGCAUUUACGUUGCCGAUGUCUAUGGGCUCUACCACUUAAUUCUAGAUAAGCCUUAAGAUCGUCCUCCCAUAUAAGAAAGAAAAAAAAACAAAUAUUUCACUCCACUUUCGAUAAGCUAAACACGGUAUAAGUUUAUCGAUAGUUGUCGACAAUUAUCUUUCCCAACUCUAAGUCCAUUAAUAAGCGGGGUGUCACUAAACCUGUGGUACCGCACUACGUUUUUAAAGUCGUAGCUGAUUUAAAUAAGUUUUUUUAAGAAACAAAAAAAAACGACUGAUUCGAAAACGUUGUUUUAGGCAUCGUUUUAGAUACGCCUAAAUUAUUUCUUGUACGUAAAUUUUUAUUAUAAUAAAUGUAAGGUAUGUCGACAAGUUUAAUGCUAAUUUCGUGUUUAAAAUAUAUAAAUAUAUUAUUUUUGUACUGUGUCAGCUAAAUGAUUUUAUUUAUGAAACGUAAUAAUUCAAAUCGGAGUUGUUUAGUGCAACAGCGCUUAGUAUGUUUAGUGCCAUUUAUGUUAUUUAAGUGCAUAACACCGUUCGAUGGAUGCCUCUCACAUUUUCUGUAUUUAACGAAAUUAAGCCCUAAGUUCAAGUCAUAACAAUGGAAAUUAAAUGAACAUAUUUUUUUUAAUACUUUCCCUUCCUUAAAUUUUUAGUGAGAUUAAAGAAGUGUUAUUUCUUAUUGAAUAAUUGUUUAAAUUCACUAACGCUCAUACUUGGAAAUUUCUUUUGGAAAACUAACAAUAGGAGAUAAUAUAAAAGUCCUCAGUUCAACUUACUCGUAAUAUAAAAAUAAGUGUCACUAAUAUCAACAUUAACAGACAUUAAUCUUGACAUUAGUGACAUAUAAUUUCGCAUCGAUUUCCAUUUGAAAAUUUUGAAAUUUGCGGUUCGUUUAAGUGCGACAAUGCUUAAGAUAAGAUCUCCGUGAACAAUAAAACAAAAGCAAUCGGAAGCCCAUGCGUUAAAUAUAUUAAAAAUAAAACCUUUAUCCCGAUUCCUUUCAAAAGUGAUUAUUGUAAAAGUAAAUCUGAGCUUGUCUAAUGACAUGAAAUACUAGACGAUGACCGAUUUUUUUGAUAACGCCAUCUUGUUGUGUCUUUAAAGCGGUUAGUUGCCCUCAAUUAAGAACAAUAGUAUUAUUAUUCGCCAAUAGAUGUCGGGAAGAGUUUAUUAUUGAAAGCACGAAUAAAACAAAAUUUUCUGAAAAUAAAUCGUAGCUAGAUCGAUUUAUCGCCCCCGAAAUCCCCUGUAUACUAAAUUUUAUGAAAAUCGUUGGAGCCGUUUCCGAGAUUCAUAUUAUAUACAUAUUAAUAUACAAGAAUUGCUCGUUUAAAGGUAUAAGAUUAAGAAUGAAAAGUAACAAAUCAUAUUUCGAUAGGCGUACGAAAAUUGAAGAGGCAUCUCAUCGUUACGAGUAUAUAACGUCGCAGCUUUUUCAUUAUAAGGACAUUCAAUUUUUUUUUAUAUUAAUCUAUUUUUUUUUUGUUUAUUACCCUUAUUGACUAUUUUAAUGUAAAUACAAACAAACGAAUGUUUGUAUUAUUAUUAUUUUUUUGUACAACGUCCACUUUCCGAAUUUGCGAAUAAAGGAAAUUUUAUAAGAUAAAACGUGAAAUGAUUUUUUUGGUUUUCUGCCAACAUUUUUAAUACUAUUUACCCUAUUAACGUUUUUUGUGGAAUCGAAGCGCGAAUACUUAAUAUUCCUCUCCUUGAUUGAUUAAAUUUGGAUUUAGAUUCCGUGAACUGACACUAACACUUAAAAAGAAGUAUAUCUAAAGCAAUCGAUUUAUCCGAAUGAAUUAAUUGAUCGAUUAAAACAAGAAUCGGUACAAAGUCUAAGACUUCAACUCUUGCUUCGAUGAUUUCCAAAAAUCUUUCACGUGACUUCUACGCCAUCAGAUUUGGAACAUAUUACAAAUAAAAUUUGCAUUUAAAGUGUAGAUUCAAGGUAUAUUAUCGAUAAUCAAACGAGAACGUUCUAGAAGCAUCUAGAUCUUUCUAUUACAUCCGACAUGCAAAUAUUUGCGUAAGGUAAUAUUUGUGUUUUAACUAAAAAUUAUACCUGUUAAGUAAACCUAAACAUAACCAGGUAUAUUUAAGUAUAAAGAUGUGAAUAUGUACAGAUUUUAUUAUAACAUGAGUAUUAGUGUAAUUUUGUAUCGUCUUAUGAUAAGGAAAAAAAAUAUAUACAAGGUGUCUUAAAAUUAUGCAUAUCAACGAAUUUUGAAUAAUAAUCUGUAAACCGUUCGGAAUUAUCCAUUAUAACUGUAUAAAAGUUUUUCACGUUCACUUGUAAAAUAGCUUUUACUACUGUCACUUUAGGAAUUGCUUCGUGUUUUCGAAUCUGCUUUUGUUCCUUAAUUUGUUCGAUAUAUUGGGGUUGUGAAUAUGAAUAAUCGAUUACAUGACAAAAUUUUAACGCAAAAAGAACUCUUAAAUAACUGAAUUAAACUUCUGUUGAUAAAAAAUUACAAUUCGUUCAUUACACAUUAAAUGUUAGCAAAAUACUACACAUAGUGCUCACGUGAACUUAAAUUACAGACACUAAAAAUAUCAACAAAAUCGAUUGAUUCAAUACAAAAAUUAACGUAACCCAAUAAAAAAAUGUCCUACAAAAAUCCACAGAUAAUAUAAAAGUUUGACACAAAUUCAAUUUUAGCGUCUGCACUAUCAAGUGAGGGAGGGUGGAACACACAACUAUCAAUCUUUAUGAUUUAUUAACAAAGUAUAUUAUACCCGUAAACCUUUUUGGAGCGAAACACUUGAGAUAUCAAUUUUAAACUUCAUUGAUGGGCUUAUUUUAGUUCUCUCUUGACUGAAACAUCAUUUUGAAACUGAAUCUAUGACAAAUAAAUAAGACCUUUUCGAGUUUGGCCAUGCAAGUAUUGAAUUUUUAAAGACAAAGCCCCUUGUCCUUUUAUAUAUCUUAUAAAUUUAUUUGAGGUUACAUAGUGUUGUUUCUUUCGAUCGUUUUGAAAGCUAAUUGUCAUUUUGAAUGACAUAAUGUAAUUACCUUUUUAGGCUUUAGAACUGGGCCGAAUCCUCACAUUUCGAUCCUGAGAGUGUUUUGUGUAAUUCUCCUGUACACUGUUCCAAAUCACAGUUUUCGCACAAAUGUUGUAUCGUUUUGGAGAGAAGGGUAUCAACAUCCCGGUCUGCCCUUAAUAUGCCACUCAAGAUAUGCAUAGAUAGAAUGCGUUAAUUUUAUUUAGGUCCAAGCAAAAUCAGUGCUUACCAAGUAAAAGGAUAAUAGGUAUUAAAUAAAAAGUUAAAAAGGGCCACUCCCAAUAACAAUACGCAGUGGACGCAAACUACGCAAUGGACGCGUGGAAAAAAUGGGGUCAACAACCGUACUCAGUCAACUUCAUACGACACGCAUUGGUUUGAUUACCGUCAUACUACAUUCUAAAAAUACAUUGAAACAAUCCGUUGAAAUUGUCUUUAGUUUUAUCUGGCCCAGGAGUCUUAUAGCAUAACUACCCAACACAAUAGUGAAUUACAGGAAUCUUCAAAAAAAAAAAAAAAUUGGAACGGGUUAGUUCAAUUUGCAAUAAACAAAGACACGACAUAGCUUAUUCCAACCCCGAUUUGCCAAUCGAAAUAAAGAUAGCCAUUUUUUUCCCCUAAUUUUACAUUAACUCAAUACCUAAUUUUAUAUAAACUCAAUUUAACUUUUUUUUUCUUUUCUUAACUUUAUUUCGUACGUAGCUUUGGCGUAUAACUAUUUUAUGUAAUUUGCUGAUUUGUUUCAUCAAUAGACGUAGGCGACAAUUUGUAUUUUUGCAGACAAAGGUUCCGUGCAUGAGUUCGCUUAGAAUAAAUGUAGGUAGGUAUUUAUUGUUGUUGAAGAAUAUACAACCUUGAUGUUUCUAUCGCGAACUAUAAUCACUUUCGGCUUUGUCCUUUGCCGUAUUGAAUCAAAUCAGCGAACGCGCUCUCAAACAUUCCAAUUUCCAUUUAAUAUUAUUAUAUUGUUGUAUUCAAAUUAUAUAAAAGCUAUCAGAUCAAUUAAUCGUACUUAUAAAAAUGUUGGGUGUUUAAUUAAAUGUCUAUAUACACUGCCAUUAAAAUUUAAAAUUAGAAUAAGCAUUGACUGAGAUCUAUAGACAAUACUUUCAUUUUUAAUUUACGAACCACAGACACUGCUCGACUCGCACACGUUUUUACAUUUGAUUUGUAGUUAUAAAUUUAGGAAUUAUUUCGUAUUUUAAAAGUAUUUCUUUCAUGCCAAUAUACUAGUAGGCAGAACAUAUAUUCAUUUUGUAGUUUGAUUUAACUUGCAGUUUUACUAAGUAACAACUAACUUUAUGCCCUGAAUUAACUAUCCUUGGAUUCGAAAGUCAUCGUGGUUUUAGUGGACUACAGACAGGGGAAGUAUCUAAAUUCCAUAUAGACUGUUUUAAGUUAGAGUAAAAUUUCAAAUAAAUUAUAUUUGAUUUUGGCAAAUUCGUUUUCUCACGAGAACUGUUAAUUGUACAUUAAAUACAACAGAUUAUUUUUAGAAUAUAAAUUACCUUAUCGUGUGUGAGCGGUAAUGUAAAUUAGUAUACUUUUAUCUUGUUUUAUAAUUAAUUUUCAUUUCACGUUUAUAAAGCUCUCAAGUUCAGGGAAAAUGGAAAGAAUGAAACCAUUGAAAUAAAUAAAAAAAAUAACUCCUAUGAUUUAUUUUUAUUUGACGUUCAUCUUGGCAAAACCACUAUAGAUCUCAUAAAUAGAUUCCAUUUACGGACUCAUACAUUUUUUUUUUAUAAUAUCUAGAUUUAUUCUGUUGUCAUAUGUCGAAUAUUGUAGUGAGAUUGCAAAUGGAAUUUUGUUGUUAAGGUUUGAAGAAAUAUCCAAUUCUCUUCGUAUUGUGUAAUAGACAGUUUUGAUGUUUUGAGGUUUGAGGAUGCUUGAGGGUGACAUUUAGUUAUCUACGUUAGUAAAAAUUAAAGCAGAAUUUAUAAUUAUUUCCUUAAUUUUUCAAAAAGUUAAAUUUUCAUGAUUUUGGCAACACCGAUAUAAAUUGAAUUAAAACUAAUUUUUAAAUCUAACUGAUGUGGUUUAACUCAAUGUCACCCAAAUAAUUUAAUUAUUUAUCAUUUCAGUAAAGUGUAAAAAAAUGCGUAUUAAGAUUUAUAAAGUCGAAGUUUUAGGAGAUGAAAGGUAAAUAUUCUGUCAAAAAAACUCAGUUUACGAUAUGAAAUAUAUAUUUUGAUUUUGAAAAAGACGUAAAAUCCAAUGCAAUUUUACAUAUUUUUAAUAAAAUAUUGUAUUAGUUCCUUUCCUUGCAAAGUUUAUUUCUAAAUUGACAGGUGUCAUUUUUAACACCUGUCAUUUUUUGUUAUCUAGAGUUUACAGAACUCUGUGUGUAUGAUAUCGUAAACCGAAAUUUUGAAUUGAAUAAGUAAUUAGAAUGAUCGUGUUAUUAUUGUAAUAUCGAGAAAAGAAUUCGACUGAAGUAUGUCAUAUUAGUAUCUAAACAUAGUUCGUAAGGGCAUAAUUUUUAAAACUGUUUAUAUAGAAAUUAAAAUAUUCAAUUCAGCAUUGAAAUAAAGUGAUGAAAUUGAA